Messenger RNA from Macrosteles quadrilineatus (aster leafhopper), 3825 nucleotides. Its product is annotated as H(+)/Cl(-) exchange transporter 7-like. Gene Ontology annotation, cellular component: lysosomal membrane; intracellular membrane-bounded organelle. NCBI's taxonomy places the organism in Eukaryota, Metazoa, Arthropoda, Insecta, Hemiptera, Cicadellidae. Bases 344 to 2647 code for a protein of 767 amino acids. Gene Ontology annotation, molecular function: voltage-gated chloride channel activity. The record is from RefSeq and is a predicted model, not a curated record. The transcript is spliced from 17 exons. Gene Ontology annotation, biological process: transmembrane transport; chloride transport.
UACUCUACAGACUAUUAUUCUAACUGACGCAAAAUCUAAAAACAUGCGUAUUUAAAGACACUGUUUUUGUUUGAAAUCAAAUCUCCUCGAGUCUGAUUCAAUUCAAGGCCUUUGCCUUCACUACUCUUUCUAGGUUAUCUGUAUUACCAAAUUGUAAAUAAUUGUUCUAAUUAUUUGUCAGUCAGUACCACGAUUACUAGCAAUUCUCUAAUAGGUUAGAUGGUUUAGUCCAUGUUUAGCUGCUACUUAUAAAAAUGUAUUUUCCAAAUUCCAAGUUGUAAUUUUUUUUGCUUAUGUAAGAAUGAAGUUGUUUAUAUUCACAAAUUAUUAUUGAUUUGAGAAAAUGAACACGGACGACAGAGAGCAGUUGAUUCCAAGGAGAAGAUCGACCCGUACUGAGGGAAUAAACGAUGUGGAUCCAGUAAGUUACCUCAAACAAAAUGAAGGUGCCGUUCCUAUCGGUUCACUUAACGUCCUCAGUUCUCAGUUUGAGAGCUUGGACUAUGACAUAUGUGAGAACAAAUUGUUGAUGAACGAGGCUGUGGUUCGAGGCUAUGCGUUUGUCACUCAUAAAAGCCUCGCUCGAUGGCUCAUCUUCCUCAUGAUUGGUGUGUGCACUGCGUUCGUCGGGAUCUUCAUCAAUAUCUCCAUUGAGCAGCUGUCAGACAUCAAGUACUCUACGAUUAAAAGCUUUUUAGAUUCCUGCUCCGCCAAAGAAUGCAUGUACAAGCCAUACUUUGUGUGGGUCGGGAUCAAUGCAGCAUCUGUACUUGUUGGAUCUCUUCUGGUCACUUUUUGUGAGCCUAUUGCACUGGGAAGCGGAAUACCGCAAGUGAAAUGUUACCUGAACGGAAUAAAAAUGCCACGGAUCGUCAGAAUAAAAACUCUAUUUGUCAAAACGAUUGGAGUAAUUUCCACAGUGGUCGGAGGUCUGUGUGCAGGAAAGGAAGGACCGAUGAUUCACUCUGGGGCUGUGGUGGCAGCAGGUAUCUCUCAAGGCAAGAGCACUACCUUUAGCUUCCUCGACCUCUCCAUCUUGACCUAUUUCCGAGAGGACCAUGAGAAGAGAGACUUUGUGUCAGGCGGGGCAGCUGCGGGAGUGGCCUCCGCCUUUGGGGCUCCAGUCGGAGGGGUUUUGUUCUCAUUGGAGGAAGGUGCAAGUUUCUGGAACCAGAGUCUUACUUGGAGAAUAUUUUUCGCUUCCAUUAUUUCCACUUUCACUCUCAACAUCGUUUUGAGUGCUUAUCAUGGGCAUCCUGGGGACUUAACUUUUGCUGGUCUUCUCAACUUUGGGGAAUUUACAAAGCUAUCCUAUGAAAUAUUUGAGCUGCCAUUCUUUCUAAUGAUGGGAGCUUUUGGAGGACUUACAGGUGCCCUGUUUAACCACAUAAACUACAAAAUCACAGUGUUUAGAAUGAGGUAUAUCAGGCCUCGGUGGCUGAAGGUGAUGGAGGCUCUGUCUGUCGCGGCUCUCAGUGCCACUGUAGCAUUGCUGAUGAUGUUUUGGAUCAGCGACUGUAAAUCUCUGGGGACUGAUCCAACAACCACACCAGUGCAGCUCUACUGUGGGGACGGAGAGUACAACACCAUAGCCUCCCUGUGGCUCCAGGUGCCUGAAGCUACUGUCAGAUCCCUCUUCCAUGAUCCCAACGGUGCCCACAAUAUGAGUUCCCUGGCCUACUUUGCCGUCGUCUACUAUAUCCUGUCUAUCUGGACCUACGGUCUGAGUGUGUCUGGAGGGUUGUUCAUCCCUUGCCUGGUCACGGGGGCUGCUUGGGGACGAUUGGUUGGACUUAGUCUGGAAACGUUCUUCCCUGACUGCUCAUGGUGUAUGGACCCAGGCAAGUACGCGCUGGUCGGUGCUGCGGCGCAACUCGGUGGAGUCGUCAGAAUGACCAUCAGUCUUACCGUCAUCAUGAUAGAAGCCACAGGAAACAUCAGCUUCGGCCUGCCUCUGAUGAUCACACUCAUCAUGGCUAAGUGGGUCGGCGACUACUUCAAUGAGGGUAUCUACGACAUUCACAUCCAGUUGUCCGGUGUGCCACUUCUGGCGUGGGAACCUCCUCCGCUGAACUACCAGGUGCAGGCGAGCGCCAUCAUGAGCCACCCACCGUGUGUACUACGGACAGUGGAGAGUGUGCGGCACAUCGUGAGCGUGCUACAGCGCGACACGUUCAACGGCUUCCCAGUCAUCGACCCGCACUCCAAGAGCUCCAACACUAUGGACGGAAUCAGAUCUUCAGGCCGUCUAAGAGGAUUGAUUCUGCGAUCACAACUGAUCGUGCUUCUGCAAAACAAACUGUUCAACAUCGCAUCCAGUGAUUGGGAGAAUGGCAGAAUCAGUAUGAAAAUAUUCCGCAAGGCCUACCCAAGAUAUGGCACAAUAGAUGAAAUAACGCUCACAGAAGAAGAACUAAGCUACACAUUGGAUCUGAGGCCAUUUAUGAACCCUUCUCCGUAUACAAUUCCUGUGACUGCCUCGCUGCCCCGUGUGUUCCGGUUGUUUAGAGCUUUGGGUUUACGUCAUCUGAUCGUUGUCAAUGAUUUCAACGAGGUGGUAGGAAUGGUUACCAGGAAAGAUUUAGCGAGGUAUCGUGUUUGGAGACACUUUGGCAGAACCGGAGUUGAGGAAUUAAAAAUCUCUUGAGACAAAAAUCUCAUUCAUUAAGGUUACGCUCAAUCGAGUUAGUUUUUACUUGAGUAUUGUAAAGUUUGAUUAUAGCUGUGUGUAUGUGUGUGCGCAUACGCUUUACUAUAAGCCUUGUUUGUCUUGCCGGUUGAUAUUUUAUCAAAUAAACUUUUGUACUUUUAGGUUAAGAAAUUUAGUUUCAGAUUUUUCUGAAUUAAGUAAAAAUUGGAUAUGGCACAUCUUUUAACUUGUUGAUGUUUCAUAUGGCUGUAAGAAUAAAUUUUAUUGUAAGUUUUUAAACUCCCAUUACGAGAUAAUAAACCACUGGCCUUUCUUAUACACCUAAUGCUCAGGUCAGAAUAUUAGAAUGUUACGCUUGGUCUGUACAAAGGGUUUUGACUUAAGUACUGAAGCCAGUAAGUUGGCAAAUUUACCUAACUAUAACUAGAAUUUUAUUUUAAAAGUUUGCAAUUUGACACAGUUGAGAAUAAGCACUUCUUAAACAAUUUAUGGAAUGAAUAUCUCUACCAAACAAUGUUGUAAAUGACAAACUUAGAGGUUGAGAUUUUUAAUUAACAAUAAACAAAUAAAAUUUUCAACUGCAUGGAGUUUCUCGUUUUAAAAAAUUUCUUGGGUUGGCGAUUGAAUGUGCAGAAAACUGGCUGUGUUGGCAUCGGCCCGGCCAAAAACUUUUAGAUUAAUGGGGCAUUUUCCAUUGUUGGUGAGUGAAACACAAUUUUAACAACUUUUCACAAUCUGGAAUCUGACUCUGUCUUCAGAUGGAAAGGAGCAUAGAACAUAAAGACUGUAGUUAUUAAUAUAGAGUCCAUAACCUGAAGUGUCAUAUAACUUGUGUGUAUAAUAAUGAAAGAUGUCCGAAAUGAUCCUGUUCACAACAGAUUCUUAAUAGUUUUUCAAAUUGUCUAGUGUAUUUCAAUGUAUUUAUCUGUGUUGUUUUACAUUCCAAUCAUCACUCGUAUAUUUUAUAAAACUAUUGUGCUGUUACUCAUAUUAUCUUCAUUGUGGAUGUAGCCUCCGGAUUGCCAAAUAAUAUUAAAAAGGUUUAAAUACCUGCUAUUAAGCAAUCCAUUUAAUUGCAGUUGCAACUAGUUUCGACUCCUAUGUGGAGUCAUCAUCAGGCGGUACAAGGACUUCUUCUUUCUUCAUAUGAAGAGCGUCAUAUUUAACAAGUAAAA